AUUAUUGGUUUCUCCACUAUUUAAUGGAUGUUAUUAUACAUAUAAACCUUCCUCUUCAAUCACUCUAUCUAUUAAAAAAACCGCAUCAAAAUCCGUUGCGUAGUUUUAAAGAUUUAAGCAUACAUAGGUAGAUAUAGGGACAGAGAAAGCGACUUUGUUUUAUACUAUGUCGUGAUUAACCAUUAAUUAACCAAUAACGUCAUAUCGAAUUGUCACACAAAAGAUUUUGCUCAUUUGUAACUUUAAGGCAAAUACCAAUUUAAUACAUUACAACACUUACGUAGAGAAGACAGUGACCUUGAACGAUAACAACGGCUAUUCGGCGUCACGCCUGUUACAUUAAAAUUGUUUUUGACAAAACCCGAUAACAUUACAUAACAAUCGCACAAUAUAUAUACAACAACAACGAUUUAUAAGUUUACUUACACGGUUAAAAUAAUGAUUGCUUUUGCAACAACUACUUACCUGACAACUUGAUGCGUAAUUUACAUAAUAAAAAUGUUGAUUUAUUAAAAAUUUUGCCGGUUUAGAUAUUUUUUAUCAGUGUUAGUGCAGUGCCAAUGUUUGUUACAAGAUACGAUAAAAGAGAUAAUACAAUAAUUUUGGUCUUCAGUAGCGAUGUCUUUGGCAGGGAAAGGGAUAUUCAUAAUUGGCGCAAAACGUACGCCAUUUUGCAACUAUGGCGGCCCGCUAAGAGACGUACAAGCGUGCCAUCUUUUCGCAGCCGCAGCAAAGGAUGCAAUUCGUGCUGCCAAUAUUGAGGCUAGCGUAAUAGAUCAAACUGUGGUCGGCAAUGUUAAUUAUCUAAGUCAAUGUGAUGGAGGAAAGACUCCAAGAUAUUGCGGGAUUUAUUCCGGAUUACCCAUUGAGAGACCAGCCUUAGGCGUCAGCAAAGCCUGCGGUACUGGAAUCCAAGCCGUCAUUUCUGGUGCUGUGGAUAUUGUUUUCGGAACGUCCAAUGUCUGUUUAUCUGGAGGCACAGAGCAAAUGUCCUCGCUACCGAUGUUAGUCAGAAAAUUGCGAUUCGGAACUGCUCUUGGCGCUUCAUAUCAAUUCGAGGAUCAUAUACAGAGGGAGUUCUUGGACAGUCACACGGGGAGGUCGUUACAGAGAAUGGCCGAGGAGACGUCUAAGAAAUACGGCAUUGGAAGAAAGAAUGUUGACGAUUAUACUGUACAGAGUUACGAUAAAUGGAAAGAAGCAGUGAGAUCGAAACUGUUCAUUAACGAACUAACAAGCCUUAGUGUGAAGAUUAAAAAGAAAGAUGUUCUAGUUGAGGCAGACCAACCGUGCCAACUGGAUGUUAGCGUUGAAAGUUUAAACGCACUUCCUGCGUUAAUAGACAACGGGGAUGUUGUAACUGCCGGCAAUUCUGCUGCACCAGCGGAUGGCGCUGCUGCCCUAGUCCUCGCGAGCGAAGAAUCCGUUUUAACCCAAAACCUAAAACCCCUGGCAAGAUUGGUCGGGUGGACAACAGUCGGGGUAGACCCUCAGGACACUGCAGCAGGAGCUAUUGAAGCCGUGAGGAAGUUGUUGAUCCAACAUAAAUAUGGAGUCAACGAUGUAGAUUUAUUUGAGAUAAACGAAGUUUUCGCUUCACAAGCAUUAAUAGCUGCGAUCGAAUUAAAAUUGGACGUCUCAAAACUGAACGUGAAUGGCGGAGCUCUGGCUUUCGGAAAUCCGGUGGCCGCUACCGGGGCUAGGAUGAUCGUCCAUCUUGUUCAUGAACUAAGACGACGCAACUUGAAAAGGGCAGUCGCCGCUUCCAGCUGUGGGGGCGGACAAGGCGUGGCUGUACUGUUGGAGAAUACGGGAUAAUCGUCUACGGAAAUUCUCAGUCAACGUUACAUAAAUCAUACUAUUAGGUCCUUACAUAUGAAAUUGGGGUUUUGUACGGGAAGAACAAAGUUUUUUUUUUUUUGUAAAAUAUAUUUAAUUAAUAAAGUAUGUACUAUGUACUGUUAUCUAUGCACUUUGGCCAUCUUUGGUGAUGGAGCGAAUUAUAAAUAUACAACUCCUGAAGUAUCUUGAAGAUCGCCAGCUGAUCAGUGACCGACAGUACGGUUUCCGUCACGGUCGCUCAGCUGGCGAUCUUCUUGUAUACCUUACUCACAGGUGGGCUGAAGCCUUGGAGAGCAAGGGCGAGGCUCUUGCUGUGAGCCUUGAUAUCGCGAAGGCCUUCGACAGGGUCUGGCAUAGGGCACUUCUGUCGAAGCUACCAUCUUACGGAAUCCCCGAGGGUCUCUGCAAGUGGAUCGCUAGCUUUUUGGAUGGGCGGAGCAUCACGGUCGUUGUAGACGGUGACUGUUCUGAUACCAUGACCAUUAACGCUGGCGUUCCACAAGGUUCGGUGCUCUCCCCCACGCUUUUCAUCCUGUAUAUCAAUGACAUGCUGUCUAUUGAUGGCAUGCAUUGCUAUGCGAAUGACAGCACGGGGGAUGCGCGAUAUAUCGGCCAUCAGAGUCUCUCUCAAAGCGUGGUGCAAGAGAGACGAUCAAAACUUGUGUCUGAAGUGGAGAGCUCUCUGGGGCGAGUCUCCAAAUGGGGUGAAUUGAACUUGGUUCAAUUCAACCCGUUAAAGACACAAGUUUGCGCGUUCACUGCGAAGAAGGACCCCUUUGUCAUGGCGCCGCAAUUCCAAGGAGUAUCCCUGCAACCUUCCGAGAGUAUUGGGAUACUUGGGGUCGACAUUUCGAGCGAUGUCCAGUUUCGGAGUCAUUUGGAAGGCAAAGCCAAGUUGGCGUCCAAAAUGCUGGGAGUCCUCAACAGAACGAAGCGGUACUUCACGCCUGGACAAAGGCUUUUGCUUUAUAAAGCACAAGUCCGGCCUCGCGUGGAGUACUGCUCCCAUCUCUGGGCCGGGGCUCCCAAAUACCAGCUUCUUCCAUUUGACUCCAUACAGAGGAGGGCCGUUCGGAUUGUCGAUAAUCCCAAUCUCACGGAUCGUUUGGAACCUCUGGGUCUGCGGAGGGACUUCGGUUCCCUCUGUAUUUUGUACCGUAUGUUCCAUGGGGAGUGCUCUGAGGAAUUGUUCGAGAUGAUACCGGCAUCUCGUUUUUACCAUCGCACCGCCCGCCACCGGAGUAGUUCAUCCGUACUACCUGGAGCCACUGCGGUCAUCCACAGUGCGUUUCCAGAGAUCUUUUUUGCCACGUACCAUCCGGCUAUGGAAUGAGCUCCCCUCCACGGUGUUUCCCGAGCGCUAUGACAUGUCCUUCUUCAAACGAGGCUUGUGGAGAGUAUUAAGCGGUAGGCAGCGGCUUGGUUCUGCCCCUGGCAUUGCUGAAGUCCAUGGGCAACGGUAACCACUCACCAUCAGGUGGGCCGUAUGCUCGUCUGUCUACAAGGGCAAUAAAAAAAAAAAAAAAAAUCUCAUAGGUAGUUCAUUGAUCCUUUUACUAAAAAAACAUUGGGGGCGAGAACGAAUGAGCUCUUUGAAGGCGGUUUGGACUGCCGCAUCGGGGUUGAUUUUUUCCUUGUAACAAGUUGUCCAGGGAGUACGCUGGAUGUCGCAGACAUUCCAAUUGUAGCUCAUCUAACUUAGUGGUUGUUUGUUGUGCAGUGUGUGGUCUUGUGUUGUUGUGAAUCAACAGCGCCCCUAGCGGCAAACGUACCUACGCAAACGAUCCCACUCCAUACAAAUAUGAGUUAACUUUUACGCUAUCGAGAACGUUAAAAAACUCGCACUAAGCACACUGAUUCACUUGAAAAUUGCACACGUGUCGAAAACUAACGAUAAAUUAACAAUCCUAUUACAUAUGUACUUUGGCAAAAUAUUAAUUUUUAUUUCGUGAAUAAUUUGGAAGCGUUUUUUUUUGUCAAUUGUUCAACUACGUACUUAUACUAUAAUAACCUUUCCAUAAAGCUAGUGAAUACAACAUAGAUAAUUUAUAUGAAUCGUAUCAAAAAACAACUAUGGUUAGGAAUUCCUUACACUAUAAAAAAAAUUACGAUACUUUUUUUGUAAUGCGAUUGGAGUUUGUUUAGCGUCGCGAAAACGGGCUCGACGGAAACUGCGGAGGGAGGGGUGGGGGGCUAGGGAUUGUCCAAUUCAAACUAAUUUAACUAACGGAUGAAAGAUACGUAAUCGCAUUAAGUACGAACAAACAAUCUUACAAAUAUUCGUCUAAUUGAAAUUUUGAUUAAUGAUAAUUUUAAGCAAAAUUGUACGUAAAACGCAAGUGCGACAGGCAUGCCAAACGGAUUAAUCAGUACUAUUAGUGUUUAAAAUGAAUAAAACACAUACCUAAUACAUUGUGAACAUAAUAUUAUUUAGUAUGUUUUGUGCAUUUAUUUUAUUGGACUAUUUUUGUAAAAUAAUCACUGUUAUAAUUUAUUCAAAUAUAAUUAAUAUUAAACAAA
Molecule: messenger RNA, 4362 nt
Organism: Bombyx mori (domestic silkworm)
Lineage: Eukaryota; Metazoa; Arthropoda; Insecta; Lepidoptera; Bombycidae
Product: 3-ketoacyl-CoA thiolase, mitochondrial
Exons: 8
Coding region: 619-1818 (399 amino acids)
Cellular component (GO): mitochondrion
Molecular function (GO): acyltransferase activity, transferring groups other than amino-acyl groups
Source: RefSeq, a predicted model, not a curated record